AUGGCAUCUGAGGCAGGCAAGGAUCAACUCGUUCUCGCUUUCGGCACUGGAACAGUAGCUACAAUUGCCCCUAAUGAGGACGGAUCUGGUGAUAGAGCUGAUUUGGGAUACGCCACGUCUCCACUUCCACCCAGUAUUGCGAACAUAAUUGAUGCUUCUGUGUCUGUACAGCACCAUCCAACGGCUGAACUUGAAUCAGACGAUUUGACCGAUUUGAAGAAAAGGGAACGGGUUGUUGUGAAGCUGAGGUUCAAUGUGUACGUUCGAGCUUGCUGA
Molecule: messenger RNA, 276 nt
Organism: Haemonchus placei
Lineage: Eukaryota; Metazoa; Nematoda; Chromadorea; Rhabditida; Trichostrongylidae
Source: the annotation of a GenBank genome assembly